AUGCUCAUUGGAGUGGAUAAUUUGAGUCUGGUUGUUCCUUUGAAAGCCCGUGAAGGAGUCUCCGGAGGACCUAUCGCUGUACGUACGCGCCUCGGUUGGUGCGUGUAUGGAGGGAAAGCUGACAAAAAGACGAUGACCGGUAAUUAUCAUAUCUGCGACUGUGGAAGCGACACACGGAUGGAUGAUGCUCUGAAAGGUUAUUUUGAAAGCGAAGAAGUAGGAACGAAAACGAUCAAACUAGAGCCUAGCAGUAUGGACCAACGUGCAAUGCAGCUACUGAAAGAUGCAACAGUAUUUGUGGGAGAUCGAUACGAAUCUGCGCUGUUGUGGAAGUACGACCAUAUCGAGCUUCCAGAUAGCUACCCUAUGGCCGUAAGUCGGCUGCGAUGUCUAGAGAGAAAAAUGGAAAAGGACCCUGCAUUGAAAGCAAAUGUCACUCGCCAAAUAUUGGAGUAUCAACAGAAGGGAUUUUGUCACCGGGCAACUCGUGCUGAACUGGAAGUUGCUGAUCCAAGACGAACCUGGUAUCUUCCGUUGGGAGCUGUAACCAACCCCAAAAAACCCGGGAAGGUGCGCCUUAUCUGGGACGCUGCCGCCGAAGUUAACAAGGUGUCCCUUAAUUCUGUUUUGCUAAAGGGCCCAGACCAAUUGACGCCACUCCCCUCAGUACUCUUUCGUUUCCGUCAAUUUCCCAUUGCUGUGUGUGCGGAUAUACGGGAAAUGUAUCACCAAAUACGUAUCCGAGAGGUGGAUCGGAACUCGCAAAGGUUCUUGUGGCGUGACCAUCCCGGUCAGGACCCCGAAAUCUUCUUAAUGGAUGUCGCCACCUUUGGCGCGAGCUGUUCACCAGCAUCGGCACAAUUCGUUAAAAACACGAAUGCCCUACGGUUCAAACAACAAUACCCAGAAGCAGUUAAGGAGAUAAUUGAUGGUCACUACGUUGACGAUUGUGCUACUAGUUUUCGAUGUAUAGAAGAAGCAAAAAUCACUUCUUGGCAAAUCAAGUACAUACACAAAUGUGGGGGUUUUGAUCUUCGGAAUUUCUGCUCUAACAGCCGUGAGGUUCUCCAUUAUUUGGGAGAAAAGGAGGCAGGAACUGUAAAAAAUCUGAUACCAGAAAAUGAUGAUGCACCCGAACGUGUCUUAGGAUUGCUCUGGGAUACUAUGCAGGAUAAACUUCGUUUUCCCACUACUAUGCGUAAGGACAUCGCAAAUCUCAUUGAACAGGGUCUGAAACCAACCAAACGCGAAGUUCUAAGAUGUGUCAUGUCCCUGUUCGACCCUCUUGGAUUACUGGCUCCAUACCUUAUCUUCGGAAAAAUACUGAUGCAGGAAAUCUGGCGUAAAGGUCUUGGCUGGGAUGAACAGAUUGACGACGACUCCUUUGAGCUAUGGUGUAAGUGGACGAAAAUCUUAGAAAAUAUCAACGACAUCGGAGUUCCUCGGUGCUAUUUUUCAAUGGCUGUCCAAGAAGUCGAAAUCCACACAUUCACGGAUGCGAGUGAAGCUGCAUACUCCUGUGCAACAUACUUCCGGUUUGUAAAAUCCACAGGUACAACUGAAGUUACCCUUGUCGGCGCGAAAACAAAGGUAGCUCCGCUAAAACCAUGGUCAAUUCCUCGACUCGAAUUACAAGGAUGCGUCUUAGGAGCUCGAUUCACCCGAUUUAUCGAAGAAGGUCAUUCUUUGAAAACCAUCAGAAGAAUAAUGUGGUCAGAUUCUACUACAGCACUAAGUUGGAUCAAUGCUGAUCCACGAAAAUUUCAUCGGUUUGUAGCGUUCAGAGUAGCAGAAAUAUUGGAACUGUCACACAAAACUGAAUGGAGAUGGGUUCCGACAAAACAAAACCCGGCGGACGAAGCCACUAAGUGGGGUACGGGACCGUCAGUCAAUAGCAAUAGUAUUUGGUUCACCGGACCGAAGUUUCUUUUGGAGACCGAAGACAAAUGGCCAGUGAGGAAGUCGACCAGCACCACGGACGAAGAGCUACGAGCGUGUCACGUACAAUACGAAAUUUUGCUGCCAGAAUCACAAUUAGAAAUCGGACGGUUUUCGAAGUGGAAUCGGCUCCUCCGGACGACGGCGUACACUCAUCGAUUCAUUUCUGUAAUGUGCCCCUCGGUAGGAAGUCACUCGAGUGGAGGGCUGUCUUCAAGAGAGCUAAAACAGGCUGAAACGACUCUAUUUAAACAAGCUCAGUGGGAAGACUACCCAGAUGAAAUGGUUUUUUUUAGGAAAAAACGGCACUCUCCCAAAGAUCACAAAUACCUUAACAAAUCCAGCAAGCUAUACCAACUAACGCCGACACUUGAUGAACAAGGAGUUCUUCGCCUCGAUGGGAGGAUUGGACGCACACCGCGGGUAGCAUUAGAUUUGAAAUAUCCUAUUAUCCUUUCUAAAACACAUCGUAUUACUUAUCUCCUUGUCGACCAUUACCAUCGGAAAUAUCACCAUGGGAACAACGAAACUGUUGUGAAUGAAAUAAGACAGCGAUUCCAUAUUUCUUCCCUGCGAUCACUCGUUAAAGAGGUCUCAAAAAAAUGCCAAUACUGUAAAGUAUACAGAGCACACCCGACAGUUCCUAGAAUGGCAUCGCUGCCUCUGGCCAGAUUAUCUCCAAGAAUCCGUCCAUUCACCUAUGUUGGGGUGGAUUAUUUUGGUCCCCUGACAGUUAAAGUUGGUAGGGCGAAGGCCAAAAGGUGGGUGUCCCUCUUCACCUGUCUUACGGUACGUGCAGUACACCUUGAAGUGGUCCAUAGUUUAACAACCGAAGCAUGUGUUAUGGGCAUACGUCGCUUCAUCAGUCGUCGAGGUGCUCCCAUCGAAUUCUAUAGCGAUAAUGGGACUAACUUUCAGGGAACGGAUCGAGUGCUACGUGAGCAGAUAAAUUUAGGACUCGAAGCUACGGUGACUAACACAAAUACCAGCUGGUUCUUCACGCCCCCCUCUGCCCCUCAUAUGGGGGGCGCAUGGGAACGGAUGGUGCGCUCGAUUAAAUCAGCAAUGUUGGAAGCAUACAGUGAAAAUUUGGAUGAUGAACGCUUAAUAACACUGCUGGUCGAAGCCGAAUCAAUCGUUAACAGUCGGCCAUUAACCUACCUACCACUGAACUCGGCCGAAUUGGAAGCCUUAACUCCCAAUCAUCUGCUACUAGGAAGCUCCAGCGGAGUCCAUCAACCGGAAGUGAAGGGAAUCUGCGACACCAAACUACUCAGUCAUUCGUGGGAUUUACUUCAAAAUCAACUAAACUCGUUCUGGAGAAGAUGGACGCGAGAAUACUUACCUACGCUAACAAAACGGACUAAGUGGUUCGAGGAUACAAGAAACAUCGAAGUGGGAGAUCUGGUGAUUCUCAUUGAAGACUCACGUCGGAACGGAUGGACCCGUGGUCGGAUUCUCGAAGUGAUAUCUGCUGCUGAUGGACGAGUUCGACAAGCGAUUGUACAAUUAUCGACCGGAGGGAUUUGCCGACGCCCUGCAUCCAAACUGGCUGUGUUAGAAGUUCAAGGCGGAAGUGGAACCGAUUCCGGAUUCCACCGGGGGGAGGAUGUUGCUGCAAGGGUGCUGACGGACAGCACUGCAGCCCCUACUGUAACAAUCAUUAAUGACGACUCCGGAGAUGACAGCGGGGCCAUACCGGAACGAGCGGGAAAGGACACAAAUAUGUGA
Uranotaenia lowii is the source of this 3669-nucleotide messenger RNA. RefSeq lists its product as uncharacterized. Gene Ontology annotation, biological process: DNA integration. NCBI's taxonomy places the organism in Eukaryota, Metazoa, Arthropoda, Insecta, Diptera, Culicidae. Gene Ontology annotation, molecular function: nucleic acid binding. The transcript has a single exon. The coding region runs from base 1 to 3669 and encodes 1222 amino acids. The record is from RefSeq and is a predicted model, not a curated record.